Molecule: messenger RNA, 1410 nt
Organism: Meira miltonrushii
Lineage: Eukaryota; Fungi; Basidiomycota; Exobasidiomycetes; Exobasidiales; Brachybasidiaceae
Exons: 1
Coding region: 23-937 (304 amino acids)
Source: RefSeq, a predicted model, not a curated record
AAUAGAAACUUCUUCAUACACAAUGGCAGCCGUCAGCGCAACUCCAGCAGCCACCAACGGUGCAAGCUCAUCCAAACAAUACGGUCAAGCUAUCGACCGUAUCACUCAAGUCCCAAUUGUUGCUCAAAGUCUCAACUUUGCUCAAUCAACAAUUGAAUCUCACUCUUUCUUGGCUCAACCUUAUCAUUUCGGUGAAAGUGUUGUCUCAUCCUCCCUCAAAGCUGCUGAACCAGUUACAACUCGUUUGCAACCUCAAUUGGCUUUCUUGGAUGCUUACGCCGUAAAGGGUUUGGACUUUGCUGAAUCAAAAUUCCCAUACCCAUUCCAUGCAACAACUGAAAAGGUCGUCUCUGAUGCUCGUCAACCUGCUGAUCAAGCCGUUGCUUUCGUCCAUGCUUACUUGGCAGCAGCACAAAAGGCAUACGAUGAACGUGUCUUUGCACCUGCCAAAUCUUUGUACAACGCUCGUGUUGCACCUGCUUACGAUUCAGCAAAUGCUCAUUUCCAAGAACUCAAGAACCAAAACGCAUACUUGGCUCGUGCUACAGAGAUCGUGAGCAACUUGCAAACAAACUUGGCAAAGACAAUUGAUUCCAUCAGCUCUCGCUCCAAGGCCGAAGGAGAAGCAGGCAUUCACCGUGCUCAAGGAUUGUCCAAUGCAAUCUUUGCUGAAUUGGAACGUGUUCGUGGAUUUGCAUCUAGCUUGCCAGCUGAGAGCCGUAAACGUGUUAGCCCAGUGAUUGAAUCCUUCAACGAUGCUUACGAAACAUUGGCAAAGGAAACCCGUGACACAUCUAUCCCACCAAUUCAACGUUUCAAGAAUGUUUUGACAUACGUCCGUGAACAAUCUUUGCCCGCUUUGCAAAAGGCUAUCGUCAACCCAUCUGCUGCACCACAAGCCAACGGUAACGGAUCAGCAGUUGCACCAAAGAAGUAAAGGUUCUCAUAGCCUUUUCUUUGGCAAUUCUUGACGAUCGAUCGGAUAUGAUUCAAGUCCUCUAGUCCUCUUCAUACCCACCACGUUGCAACGUGGACCAGAGGCUGGUAACGUAUUCAAAAGAAGAAAACAACAACAAACGGUGAAAAUCUCAACAAAAGAUCCACAUAUUCCCCUUUUAAUUUUCUUUUCAUGAUCAAAAAUGGCUCGAAAACUCUCAAACUCUCAAUGCUUCUUCAAUCAUAAUUUGUCUUCUUUAUAGAUAUAAUUCCCUCAGAAUCUGCGCAAGUACAUUUUCUUUUAUUUCUUUUCAGAUUAUGUCUUCUUGUCGUUCUUCCUUCUUAUUCCGCAUCCGAUCGUCAUGCCAUUGUUUUCUCAUUUUUAUCUCUUCUUUUCCUCUGAUUUACCCGAUCAAUCUAUUUGUGUACCUUACUACUAUAAUCACAUCUCGAAAUAUCAUCUCUUGACUUUCA